GGCGCCUUGGUGGUGGAUUUAGGGGGGACGGGGGGAUGGAGGGGUCCCGUCAAGCGCCCUGAGAGCAGCGCCGCCGUCUUUCCCUCCCUCCCUCCGCUCGGCCGGCCGGCCAGCGAAGUUGAGCACCGAACAGGCGGGGCGCUCCGGCCAUGGGAUUCUCGGCGCGCCAGCCGCGGCUGCGGUGGCUGGUCCUGUGCUGCAGCCUCUUUGCCUUGGGGAUGGCCAAGGGCUGCCCGGCUCCGUGUCGCUGCCUGGGAGAACUCUUGGACUGCAGCCGCCUGAAGCUGAGCCGAGUGCCCGAGCCUCUCCCGGCGUGGACUGUGCAGCUAGAUUUAAGCUACAAUAGAUUGUCUUCAAUCAAACUCAGUUCUUUGAGUCACCUCCAUAACCUGCGAGAAAUAAAACUGAAUGGUAAUGAAUUGAAAGCCAUUCCAAAUCUGGGGACUAUUUCAGCAAACAUUACUCUUCUGUCUUUGACAAGUAACAAGAUUUCUGACAUCUUGCCCGGACAUUUGAAACCAUUUCAGUCUUUAGAAACGUUAGAUUUGAGUGACAAUCAUAUUUCUGAGCUUACAAUGGCAUCGUUUCCUCCUCUGCCACUCAAGUACCUGCAUAUCAACAAUAAUCGAAUCCUGUCUCUAGAACCAGGCACUUUUGACAACUUAUCCAGCACACUACAAGUACUGAAGAUGAAUAAGAACCGUAUUUCAUUCAUCCCCCAGAAGAUGUUUAAACUCCCCCAUUUGCAACAUCUAGAAAUGAACCGCAACAAAAUUAAAAUGAUAGAUGGUCUUACUUUCCAAGGACUUUCUGCUUUGAAAUCUUUACGAAUACAGAGAAAUGGACUAGUUAGACUCAUGGAUGGUGCUUUCUGGGGAUUAAGCAACAUAGAAAUACUGCAGCUGGACCAUAACAACCUAACAGAGAUUACCAAAGGCUGGCUUUAUGGCCUGCGGAUGUUGCAGCAGCUCCAUCUUAGCCAAAAUGCUAUCAGUAGGAUCAGCCCCGAUGCCUGGGAGUUCUGCCAGAAACUCAGUGAGCUGGAUUUAACUUAUAACCAUUUAACAAGGUUAGAGGAUUCAAGCUUUGUUGGCUUAAGUCUACUAGUGAGACUGAACAUUGGGAACAACAAAGUGAACUUCAUUGCUGACUGUGCCUUCAGGGGGCUGUCCAGUUUACAAAUAUUGGAUCUUAAAAAUAAUGAAAUCUCGUGGACAAUAGAAGAUAUGAAUGGUGCUUUCUCUGGACUUGACAAACUUAGGUGGUUGCUGCUCCAAGGAAACAGGAUUAGGUCAAUUACUAAGAAAGCCUUUUCUGGUUUGGAUGCACUUGAACACCUAGAUCUAAGUAACAAUGCAAUCAUGUCAGUACAAGGAAACACAUUUUCACAAAUGAAGAAACUUAAACAACUGUAUCUAAACACAUCAAGUCUUUUGUGCGACUGCCAGCUGAAAUGGCUGCCAGAAUGGCUGGUAGAUAAUAACUUCCAGAGUUUUAUAAAUGCCACUUGUGCCCACCCUCAGAUACUGAAAGGAAGAAAUAUCUUUACUGUCAGUCUCGAUGGUUUUGUAUGUGAUGAUUUUCCAAAGCCACAGAUAACAGUCCAGCCUGAAACUCAAUCAGCAAUCAAAGGUUCCAAUUUAAGUUUUAUAUGUUCAGCUGCCAGCAGCAGCGAUUCUCCAAUGACUUUUGCAUGGAAGAAGGAUGGUGAAUUGCUGAAUGAUGCUGAAAUGGAGAAUUAUGCACAUCUCAGGGCACAGGGCGGUGAAGUGAUGGAAUAUACCACCAUUCUGAGGCUACGCAACAUUGAAUUUAGCAAUGAAGGAAAAUACCAGUGUGUUAUUUCAAAUCACUUCGGCUCAUCCUACUCUGUCAAAGCUAAACUUACAGUGAACAUGCUUCCUUCAUUUACCAAGAUGCCCAUGGAUAUUACCAUCCGGGCAGGAGCAAUGGCACGACUAGAAUGUGCUGCAGUUGGUCACCCAGUGCCCCAGAUCGCAUGGCAGAAAGAUGGUGGCACGGACUUCCCUGCAGCACGCAAGAGGCGCAUGCAUGUGAUGCCUGAAGAUGAUGUGUUUUUUAUUGUGAAUGUUAAAACUGAAGACACUGGUGUUUACAGCUGCACGGCUCAAAACACUGCUGGAAGUAUUUCGGCUAAUGCAACACUAACUGUAUUAGAAACGCCUUCGUUUUUGCGGCCCCUGGUAGACCGAACUGUGACGAAAGGCGAAACUGCAGUCUUGCAGUGUAUUGCUGGUGGCAGCCCUCCACCUCGACUGAACUGGACCAAGGAUGACAGCACUUUAGUAGUGACUGAAAAGCAUUUCUUUGCCGCCGGAAAUCAGUUGCUUAUCAUUGUUGACACAGACUUUGAAGAUGCUGGGAAGUACACGUGCGAAAUGUCGAAUACGCUUGGGACAGAGAGAGGCAACAUUCGCCUUAAUGUCAUUCCCACUCCUACCUGCGAUUCUCCUCAGAAUGCUGCCCCGUCUUUGGAUGACGAUGGAUGGGCCACAGUGGGUGUUGUGAUCAUAGCUGUGGUAUGCUGUGUGGUGGGCACUUCCCUUGUGUGGGUGGUCAUCAUCUACCACACAAGGAGAAGAAAUGAAGAGUGCAGCAUCACAAAUACAGAUGAGACAAACCUGCCUGCUGACAUUCCAAGCUAUCUGUCAUCCCAAGGAACUCUAGCAGAAAGACAGGAUGGGUACGGCUCAUCAGAGAACGGAAGCCAACAUCACUUUGUUUCUUCGUCCUCAUCAUCUAUGGGAACAUAUUUCUUACAACAAAGGGACAGCAAUGGAAUUUGCCAUAUGGAUAAUUGCAGUGAAAAUGACAUGGAAGCAGUAACCGAUCCAUUUUUAUGCCAUUACCUGGGAAGUUCAGGAAGUGUUUAUCUGAAAGAGAAUAUAUGUGGCCCAGAUGUGUUCGAAGUGUACCAUACAAGCUGCAUCCCAGAGCAAAGAACCAUGUGUACAGACCUUUAUGAUUCCAGCUGCUUAAAAAAAAGGGAAUGUGACCUGUAUGCACACCUACCCGAAGAUCCUUUUGACCAGUAUAUCAGCAUUUCUGGAAUCCACACUCCAAGUAGUAAAUUACUUUCCUCUGCUUAUACUUCAAGUGAAGAAAGUGGACUAAAAAACUCUCAUCUCGGCAUGGAGACCUGCGACUUUAACAGAAAUCAAGAGCUGCCUUCAGUUGCUACAAGUAGCACUUUCCUGGGAACAUUUGGAAAACCUAUAUGGAGACAUCAACUUGAUUCUUUCCCAAGCUGCACACAACCAUCAGUUUGGCAACCAAGAGCCUCCCAUAACCAUCCUUGUGAAUCACUGGACUUUGACUCUGAGUCUGAGGAUGAUAAUAGAAAGGACAGGACGUUUCCUGAUGCGGACAGCUGCAUGUACAGGCAGAUGGCUGAAAACUUGAGGACGCCUACUUUUCAGUUCACUGAGUUGCAUACAUAGCCAGUAUCUUCUGAACUGAUUUAUGAACCAACAAACUUUACUACCUCAAAGUGGACAUUAUUUAAAAAGAAAAGAAACAAAAACACUUUGCAGUUGUUGUUUUUUUAAAUGGAGCUAUGAAUUUUUUUAAAAAAACAUUUUUAUACAGAUAGUUUUAUUGCCAAAAUGUUGUACAGUUUCAUAGAGAAUAUACAGUCUGUUUAGAAUAUAUAUUUCUAAUUAUUUUAUAGCUUUUUUUUAACCAAAGGGUAACUUUUUGUAAAUUAAUGGUGUAAAUAAUAAGUAUUCUGUUGUUAUCAAGACAGUCUUUGUUUUAUUGAAAUGGGUGCUAAAGUGUUCUAAACUGUCAGCAACAUAUGUAGUUUUUGGUUUUUCGCCUUUUUCUUUUCCAGUAACAUGGCCAUAUUUGCACAUUACUUUUAAUAAAUUAGGCUGCCUUGUGGAUUUGAAGCACUGUAAUAAAUCACAAAUGCUGCCAGGUUUGUGUCCAUAGAAAUUACAAAGUAGAUUGGUUUAAAUCUGACUUUCAACAAUAUGAUACAUAAUGUACACACCAGAUAAUCAGGUAUGUGCACAAAGGCACUUCUAGGUCUCUUAUGCCUUGUAUGUUUUAAUAUUCCUUCCCAGCAACUGUUUUCAUUAUGUAUACAAUUUUUCCGUACGUUAUGGUUUUUCAGAACAAAGUUAGUGAUAGCAUACUCUAAAGUGUUUAAGUGAAAAACAACUAAUAAAUUUGCAAAAUAAGAAUCACAAGAAUUUGCAUUUCCACCAAUUCCCAUUGGCACAAAUGCACAUUCUUGUGAUUCUUUAUUUAUUAUUUGCUUUUCACUUAAAAAAAACCCCACUCUGCCACUCAGCAGUUCCACAUUUCCACAGCAUGGUACAGUUUGGAACUGCCUCUCUUUCUUUUGUGAACAGAGGAAAAUACCAUGCACGUGUAGCAUUUUCCUUUAUGGAAAAAUACAGAAAGCUGUAGUACUCUUUUCUGCAUGCCCCAUUUGAGUAACUGUGUAUAGACAUGCAUGUAAAUAAUCUUAGUUAGAUAUUCCUCUGGCUAUUGAAAGUUUUGCAUUCCUGUCUCAAUCUGUCACAAAAUUCAUUUUUAUAAUCCAGAGCAAAGUAAUUUUUAAAAACAGUGAUAGCUAAAAUAUUUGAAACUUCAUAAGAUCUAAACAAGGUCUAAGCCUAUCGUCUCCUCAAUGCUCUAAUUCUGGUUUCUGAAAGUAUAUGCUAAUAAAAACAUUAUUAGGGGGAAUUAGUGGAAAUUGGUGCAAACUGUUAAAUGGGAACCAGCACUUUUGUUAAAAACAAAACAAAACAUGGGACUAAGGCACUCUUAGGCAUAUUAUUACCAGAGGAGGAUUCAGAAAAAUCAAGGAAUGAAUAAAUGAAUGAAUAAAUCUAA
Eublepharis macularius is the source of this 4866-nucleotide messenger RNA. RefSeq names its product leucine rich repeats and immunoglobulin like domains 3 (gene LRIG3). Gene Ontology annotation, molecular function: protein binding. NCBI's taxonomy places the organism in Eukaryota, Metazoa, Chordata, Lepidosauria, Squamata, Eublepharidae. The transcript has 19 exons. Bases 150 to 3461 code for a protein of 1103 amino acids. The record is from RefSeq and is a predicted model, not a curated record.